Brienomyrus brachyistius is the source of this 2999-nucleotide messenger RNA. It is a transcript of the gene ndc1, whose product is annotated as NDC1 transmembrane nucleoporin. Gene Ontology annotation, biological process: nuclear pore organization. Lineage: Eukaryota; Metazoa; Chordata; Actinopteri; Osteoglossiformes; Mormyridae. Gene Ontology annotation, molecular function: protein-macromolecule adaptor activity. The transcript has 18 exons. Bases 100 to 2106 code for a protein of 668 amino acids. The record is from RefSeq and is a predicted model, not a curated record. Gene Ontology annotation, cellular component: nuclear pore transmembrane ring.
GCAGCAAGUGCCGGGGUCCUACCGGCAGUCAUAGGCGCGGGAGUCGCGCGCUCAGUAGGACUGUCUUUCUGCUGGAGCCACACUCCCCACCGCGCUGCAAUGCUGCCUUCGGCCCCGAACCACUGGUUCGUUCGUAAGGUGAUUUACUGGAGGUGGGCGGCCAGCGUGGCAUGGUCCCUACUGCUGCUGCCGGUGUGCACGGCGCUCUUCGUGCUCCUGAGCAGAGUCAGUCUCCUCCAUCCCAUCCGAUGGAUCUCAGAGUCCUUUGGUCUCUUGUGCGGCUCCUACGUGAUCUUCUCCCUUGUGCUCCUCUUUGGAGCUCUCCUGGUGGUCGGCUUCUUCAACCUGGAGUAUUACACAGUGGUGCCCUCCAUCCCCUGCACUAAGAUCGCCCUGCUGGGGAAGGUGCUGCACCCACGACAAUGCAUUCACAUGCUGGUGCACUGCAUGCUGGGAAUGCUGGUGGCCUGGUGUGCGGCCGUCAUGAUAGGUGGCCGGUACCGGACCCUGUCCUGUCCAUGUGCCGUGGAGGAGGGGGCCGCCCCCGCCACCUGUCUGAAUGAGCUCCACCUGUUCUUCCUGCUGGCUGGGGGCUUCGUGGGUUACAGCUACAGCCUGCUGGGACUGCUCAACAACGUGAACUACAUCUCCUUCAAGAUCAUACAGCGACACAAGUACCUGUGGUUCCGGUCCUCUCUGCUGGCGGUGGUGCGGUACAGCGCAGUGCGCGCGCUCUAUGCCGUCAGGAACUUCUGUAUCUGCUAUUACUUUUUGGGAUACAUCCCCCGAACGUGGAUCUGCAGCACGCUGGGCCUCCUUCGGGACAGCUCCCAGCACCGCCUGGACUCGCUGGCUGGCCUGCUGGAUCUUCCCCUGCUCUAUCACCUGUGGCUGAGCUGCUGGUUCCUGCUGCUCACCUGGCACGUCAGCGUGCUCCUCUUCAGGAUCUUCGUCAGUGAGGCUUACAGCUUCCCGGUUCAGUCGUCCUUCUCUGAAGAUGCCAGUCAGUGCCUCCCCAAAGUCAUAAGUGAGAAAGAGCCGAUGAUCCUAAAGUUUCUAGGCUUGCAGGACCUGGCUGUGCUGGCUCACAACUCCCCAUGCAGAAGGCAGGAGGUCUUCAGCCUCAGCCAGCCCGGUGGUCACCCCCAUAACUGGAACGCCAUUUGCACGGAGUGCCUGUCUCUGCUCGGCGAGUUGACCCAGAGGCUUGUGCUGUACCAGGAGGCGCUGUCUUCCAACGGCAGACCCCGCCCCCUGUCCUGCGGCAGUGACCACAAGUCCACCUCCUCAGACACGUCCGGGAAUUCUGGGACGGAAGAGCUUUCGCACACAGCACGAGCGAGAGCAGGGUUGAAGACCCCAGCCUCCUCACUGUUCCGGGCCCCUGUGGGGAGUGCCGGCGGCGCUCUGCCCUUCACCCCCGACCUGGACAGCCCGUUCUCCCCCGCCGUCACGCGGCGCAUGGCCCCCGACCCCUCGUCCCCCUGGCAUGGCUCCGUGCAGAGCCCCCACGUCAUGCGGAGGGGUCCCAAGCUGUGGAGCUCAUCUGCAGAGUCGCCUCUUGGCUGCCUACUCCCAGAAUCCCCUGCUGCUGUGCCCAGUCCACCUGCUGCAGCCCAGAAACCCAGCUUCCUCUCGCUCUGGUUCCAGAACCGGCAGGAGCAGGUUAAAGGUUUCUUGGCUAAGCGAGUGCUGAUAAUGUAUUUGUUCAAUAAGCUUCCAGAAGCUUCCAGUCAGGCCCUCUUCGCUGACAGCCAAAUGCACAUCUGGGCACUGCAAGGACUCUCUCAUCUGGUAGCUGCCUCCUUCACAGAAGACAAGUUUGGUGUGGUACAGAUUACCCUACCCAGAAUCCUUAGCACCCUGCUGAUGUUGCAAGAAGCUGUGGACAGGCACUUUAAGCUGCCUCACGCGUCCAGUAAACCCGUGAGGUCCACCUGCUGCCUGGAGGACUCCACCUUCAAAAUGCUGAGGUUUGCCCUCCGGGCAUCACUGAAAACGGCGCUUUACAGAGUCACUGGCACCUUCGGCCAGCACUUGCACGCCGUCCAGAUGUCGGCUGAGCACCGGAAACGCCUUCAGCUCUUCAUGGAUUAUAAAGAGUAGUGGCAGCCAUUUCCAUCCUGCUGGGGCGAGGGUCCGGCCGCUGCACUUCUCCUGUUGGGCGUGCUGUCAUCACACUGCUUCUCAUGACACGUUCGGGUUGCGGUGGCGUCCUCGGACCUGUGGGGGCCGGGCUCAGCUGGACUCGGUGUGUUGCUUCUGUGAGCUGGGUCACCAUUCAGCCACCGCGACACAAAAUCAUGAUUGUUUAAUGGAAAUGUACUGAAACGGUGUUUACAUUUUACACAAGUAAAAUCAGGGCACCUUUGUUUUAUUUUUGUACUGCUGAGAGCCACUGAUUACGUGCUGGCUGUGGGAUUAGCGUGUACAGGGUUAGCAUUUAGCUCCUUUCACUGGGCUGGGCGGGUGCAGGUCUGCCUUCUGGGCUACUUCCACUUCAUGUUGCACUGUUGGCCUUCGGAUGCACAUUAAAUUCUGCCUCGUGUUCCCGCCUGCUUCGUCUCUCUACGCCAAGAUCCAGUGCGAGGUUCCCAGGACGUCACCUCUGCAGUUAUGAGACGCCUCAUCUCUCCAGAUACCAUAAAUCCUGCUGAAGCUGUUACAUGAGUAAUUCCUAAGGCUUUGGCUGUCAUACAAACCCUGCAGAACUUUUGUAUGAGAGCUUGAGGGCAGAUGAACUGCAGUCUUCCACGGCUAUAGGGGGUGCUGUGUUUUACAGCCUUAAUUACUGAAAAUGAAAUCGUAUGAUCUAGCAUCUAAUUAAUACGUAUUGCCAUGGUUCAGCCACCAUACUGUUCAUAAAUUUUGUUAUGCAAGUUACGUGGAGUAACAAGCUGAUUUUCUAUAUUUUUAUUUUAUAUUGUAGAUUUUGAUAGUUUCAUUAUUAACGUAUAUACCGCAAUAUACGCACUUUUCUGAAUAAACGAUUGAAUGAU